This is a messenger RNA of Sorex fumeus (smoky shrew), 1270 nucleotides long. It is a transcript of the gene DAW1, whose product is annotated as dynein assembly factor with WD repeats 1. The transcript is spliced from 12 exons. Gene Ontology annotation, molecular function: protein binding. Bases 1 to 1203 code for a protein of 400 amino acids. Lineage: Eukaryota; Metazoa; Chordata; Mammalia; Eulipotyphla; Soricidae. The record is from RefSeq and is a predicted model, not a curated record.
AUGCUGGAAUAUGAAAAGGGUGGAGAAUUAAAGACCAAGUCCAUAGAUUUGCUUGAUCUUGAUCCCAGUACCGAUGUCGAUGCCUUAGUAGAAGAGAUACAGAAAGCAGAGCCUUUAAUCACAGCCUCGCGGACAGAUCAAGUUAAACUCUUGGUACACAGAUUGCAAAAUAAACUCACCCAGCACACCAACCACAAGUUCUAUCUUUUCAAGGUUCUCCGAGCACACAUCCUGCCACUGACUAAUGUUGCACUUAACAAAUCAGGCUCAUGCUUUAUCACAGGGAGCUAUGAUCGGACAUGCAAAGUGUGGGACACAGCCUCUGGCGAGGAGCUCCACACUCUGGAGGGGCACAGGAACGUGGUCUACGCCAUAGCAUUCAACAAUCCCUAUGGUGACAAAAUUGCCACUGGGUCCUUUGAUAAGACCUGUAAACUAUGGAGUGUAGAAACAGGAAAAUGCUACCAUACAUUUCGUGGCCAUACAGCAGAAAUAGUGUGUUUAUCAUUCAACCCUCAAAGCACAUUGGUAGCUACAGGAAGUAUGGACACAAAGGCCAAGCUGUGGGACAUUCAGAAUGGACAGGAAGUAUUCUCUUUAGCGGGACAUUCAGCUGAAAUCAUCUCUUUGUCAUUUAACACCCCAGGAAACAGAAUCAUCACGGGGUCUUUUGAUCACACAGUUGCAGUGUGGGACGCAGAUACUGGAAGGAAGGUAUUCACCUUAAUUGGGCAUUCUGCGGAGAUCAGUAGUGCCUUAUUCAACUGGGAUUGCUCUCUGAUAUUAACGGGCUCAAUGGAUAAAACCUGCAUGCUAUGGGAUGCUACAAAUGGAAAAUGUGUAGCAACAUUAACAGACCAUGAUGAUGAAAUCCUAGACAGCUGUUUUGAUUACACUGGAAAGCUCAUUGCAACAGCUUCAGCUGAUGGAACAGCAAGAGUUUUCUGUGCAACCACAAGAAAAUGCAUUACCAAACUGGAGGGCCAUGAAAGUGAAAUCUCAAAGAUAUCUUUCAAUCCCCAAGGGAACCGUCUGCUCACUGGCAGUGCUGACAAAACAGCGAGACUCUGGGACGCUCACACGGGGCAAUGUGUUCAGGUUCUCGAGGGGCAUACGGAUGAGAUCUUCUCUUGUGCCUUCAACUACAAAGGCGACAUCAUCAUCACAGGCAGCAAGGAUAAUACCUGCAGAAUAUGGCGCUGAGUGAAGAAGACCCGUCCAUCGCACACCUGGUAACCAACCGUGGUGAUCAGGAAGAGAAUAAGAAGAC